CUGGGUUUCAACCUCCACAUAAUAAAACCCAAAUGGAUUCAACCUCUGCGGUGUUUCUCUGUUUCGCGACCCUAUUUAUCUCAUCUGUAAUAUCGAUCUCCGAUCACAGUUUAUUAGUCUACAAAAACUGUGCAAACCGAACAUUCACAACCACAGCUCCAACCCUCACAUCUCUUUUCCAAGAGCUCACCGCCCACUCAAACCAGUCCAAGUUCUUCAAACACACCGAAUCAACAGACGACGAUGAGAUUUCCGGUGUCUACCAAUGCCGGGGAGACAUCACUAACCAAGAGUGUCACAGCUGCGUGAACACGCUUCCGGAUAUCUCGAAAACAAUGUGCAGAGAAUCUGUGGCAGCUAGGGUUCAGCUCCACGGGUGCUACAUGCGAUACAAGCUCGAGGGGGUUGACUCAGAUUACUCGGGCAAGAAAAGAUUGCUGCACAAGAGCUGCGGCGAGGGUGGUGGAUCCAUCAACGGGGGUGUGGGCGGGUUUGAGGAGAUGAGGAGUGCAGCAUUUGGAGUUUUGGAGAGCGGUGUGGUGAGUGGUGAAGGGUUUUGCAAGACGAGAUAUGAGUUGAUUGACGUGAUGGCUCAAUGUGAAGGAGGGUUGGGGGGUUGUGAAUGUGGGGAGUGUGUGAGUAGUGCUGUGCAGGUUGCUGAGGAAGAGUGCGGUGGUUCGCUUUCCGGUGAGAUUUAUUUGGCGGAGUGCUUCUUGAGCUUUGCUUAUCAUCCAGAUGACGAGUCACACUCAGAUGAAGAACAGAGAGAUAAGAAAGGUAGCGACGGGAAAAAGUUAGCAAUUGUUGUGGGAGGGGCAGCAGCUUUGUUUUUCGGAUUCAUCUUUUUGUUAUUCCUCAAAUCUUGGGGCAAGAAAGAUGAAUACUAGGUUAACAAUAUUGAUCGAUUUGUAGUUACAUUUACGUACGUAUAAUAUAUACUAAGUUCCACCACAAUACGUUUUCAGCUCUCAUUCUU
Argentina anserina (silverweed cinquefoil) is the source of this 976-nucleotide messenger RNA. Its product is annotated as plasmodesmata-located protein 2-like. Lineage: Eukaryota; Viridiplantae; Streptophyta; Magnoliopsida; Rosales; Rosaceae. Bases 33 to 887 code for a protein of 284 amino acids. The transcript is spliced from 2 exons. Gene Ontology annotation, biological process: transport of virus in multicellular host; plasmodesmata-mediated intercellular transport. The record is from RefSeq and is a predicted model, not a curated record. Gene Ontology annotation, cellular component: plasmodesma.